UACCUUUGGUUACAAGACGCGUUAAGCCAACAUGGCGACUUCAACCUGUGCAGCCGAGUCCUGGAUAACUCGAUAACGAGCUUGCCAAACGUUUGUCCAAGUAUUUGGCAUGGCGCUUGAUUAUCAGAAAAAAACAUACGUGCCACACAGACCAGAAACAAAAUUUCGAACAACAUAUAAUUUGUCAAACCACUGGGUCGAUUUUUUCGGACAAGAGAGAAAAAUGCAAAAAGAAGCCAAGUUAAACUUACGGAGCCCAACCCAAAUAAAGAAACUGUACGAUGAGAGCAGACAAUUGCAAAGGGAUUUGAGAAGGCUCGAAAAAAAUCCCCAUGGAACACUCCCAGAAUCUCUGCUAAAGACGGAAGUCUUUGACAUCUUCACCCCAAACUUCCCGAGUCCGACAAAACAAAGAAGUCCAAGCUAUUCCAUGACUGAGAAAAUGCGCCGAAGGUAUGAGCCGAAACGAGAUGCGAUGGAGAAAGCCGCGGUCACAGACGACGCUUACGCGCAUCACUUGGCUGAUAUGUUCCCAGAACAGGGUGAUAUGUUCACCCCCAACUACAAGCUGCCAGACUUAGGAAAAGUUGGACAGACUCACAAUAUACACCAACUGGCACAAGGCAGUGACCCGGCUCACCUGCAGUAUUUCGGCUCAGGUGGCUAUGACGACUGGCACAAGGCAUCUCUGAAAGCGUCUCUUCAGAAACAGAUGAUGAUAGACCAACCUCAUGUAAAGGAUACGAUAUACGGCCCACAGAAGUUGAGAAAUGGCCAUGCUGGCGGGUCUUGGCGCCACGUGAAGGAACCACUUCAGCCAGGAGGCAAACGUCUGCUGUUUGUAGACGGUGCCGUUGCCCGAGAUGACUUGUACCGUGUGAGGACCAAGUUGAUAAAAACACCAGAAACACUGAUGAGGGAACCUAACAGUCACGACCUGUUCAGAGAAAUCGUCAGACACAGGAAAGCAACUCCAAUAAAAACCACACACUACACCAGCCUAUCUGCACACAAGGGAACGGAGAAAGGCAACUGGUAUAUCAUGCGUUAGAACUAUCAAAAAAAAAA
Messenger RNA from Lingula anatina, 1068 nucleotides. RefSeq lists its product as uncharacterized. Lineage: Eukaryota; Metazoa; Brachiopoda; Lingulata; Lingulida; Lingulidae. The record is from RefSeq and is a predicted model, not a curated record.